Molecule: messenger RNA, 1897 nt
Organism: Quercus lobata
Lineage: Eukaryota; Viridiplantae; Streptophyta; Magnoliopsida; Fagales; Fagaceae
Gene: PFK2
Product: phosphofructokinase 2
Exons: 2
Coding region: 131-1585 (484 amino acids)
Biological process (GO): glycolytic process; fructose 6-phosphate metabolic process
Molecular function (GO): 6-phosphofructokinase activity; ATP binding
Source: RefSeq, a predicted model, not a curated record
CAAAGCUUAGAGUUUACUCAUCAGAGUUGAGCUUCAGAAAAUCCUAACUCUCUGUCUUUGUGUUGUGUUUAAUUUGUCAUCAUAUCCUUUAAUUCAUAUCUCUGCAGAAAAUAUAUAGAUCCUUUAAAAAAUGGCUGCUGUUUCACACACUGAAGCCACAAACCUCACUACUCCAUCAUCAAACAACAACAAUGAUGGCGAUGACACCACCACCACCACCACCACCACCUUUUCAAUAUCACCAGUAACCCUACAAAAACUACCACACCUCAAAGACUACAUUCCACAACAAGACCUCAAAAGCCAACCCAACCCAUUAGAGUAUAGCCCAUUCUACCACCCUUCUAAAGGCUUCUACAUCUCCCACUCCGAUGUCGUUCUCCGCCACAUAGUCUUCGACCUCUCUGAGUCCUUCCCUUCCUCUGCUUCCUCCAUAGCUUACCACCGUGCUGGUCCACGUGAUCGUAUCUUCUUCGACCCGUCUCAAACUCGGGCUGCUAUUGUCACCUGUGGUGGACUCUGUCCUGGUCUCAACACUGUCAUCAGGGAGCUCGUGGUGGCUCUCUGGGACCUCUAUGGUGUGCGUCAGAUAUUCGGUGUUAAAGCUGGUUACAGAGGGUUUUACUCCUCUGAACCUGUGGAGCUCAAUCCUAAGCUAGUGCACAGUUGGCACAAUAGGGGUGGCACUGUGCUUGAGACCUCUAGGGGUGGUUUUGAUCUUCAAAAGAUUGUCGAUGGUAUUCAGGAUCGUCAAUUUAAUCAGGUGUACAUCAUAGGUGGAGAUGGCACAAUGCGUGGGGCUGUGAACAUAUUUGAUGAAAUUCGUCGCAGGAAACUGAAUGUUUCAAUUACUUGCAUCCCUAAAACCGUUGACAAUGAUGUGGGAAUCAUUGACAGAUCAUUUGGUUUCCAGACAGCAGUAGAAAUGGCACAGCAAGCAAUUAGUGCAGCUUAUGUGGAGGCUGAGAGUGCAGUUAAUGGAAUUGGCUUGGUGAAGCUAAUGGGUAGAAGCACAGGGCACAUUGCCCUUCAUGCAACAUUGAGCAGUCGUGAUGUGGACUGCUGCUUGAUUCCUGAAAUGGAAUUUUACUUGGAAGGAAAAGGAGGGCUAUUUGAAUUUCUUGAGCAGCGACUGAAGGAGAAUAGUCAUGCAGUACUAGUAGUUGCUGAGGGGGCAGGACAGGAUAUGAUACCAAGGACUGAUGCACAGAAAGAGGAGAGGGAUGAAUCUGGCAACCCAGUGUUCUUAGAUGUUGGCGGGUGGUUGAAGUCAGAGCUAACGAAAUGGUGGGCAAGAAAUCACCAAAAUGAGUUGCUUACAGUGAAGUACAUAGAUCCAACAUACAUGAUACGUGCCGUUCCUGCAAAUGCUACAGAUAGAUUGUAUUGUACACUUUUAGCACACUCUGCAAUUCAUGGGGUUAUGGCAGGGUACACUGGAUUUGUCCCUGGUCCUAUUAAUGGCAUCUAUGCAUAUAUUCCAUUGGAAGAGGUGGCACAAUCUAAGAAUGAAGUUGACACAAAGGAUCACAAAUGGGCAUGGGUGAGAUCUGUUACCAAUCAACCCGAUUUUAUGAAGGUCUAAACAUAAAAAACCAAUCAACAGUUUAUAGACAACAAGUUUCAUCUUUGUGGUCUCUUAAGCUGAUUCACAUUGAGGCUUUCUUGGCUUUUUGAACCUUACCAGGAUUCAACUUGCAGAUCAUUCCAGGUAACAGAUUUACUUGGUAGCUUCAAAGGGUUGAUUCAAGGGUAAGAUUAAAAGUGGCAGUGUUGGAAUGUAUUGCAUGGGAUGAAGAAACUUUAAGGGUUGGACUGAUUAUAUUUGGUCUGCUUUUUCAAAUAAUGUUGUCCCCGAAACCUUGUUGUUUAUUGAGAUAAUUCAAUGUUGGAUUCC